AUGGUGUCGAACGAGCCGACCAUAUCAACGGGAGACAUCGAAAUUCUACGCUACGAUGAUCGCUACCGGGACCAAUCGAUGGAGGUGCUCCGAAAGUCUUUUUUCCUCAACGAAAUGGUGUGUAUUGGAGCGGAGGUAAACCUUACACCCCAGGCACAGAAGGAUCUUGAACAGCUUUGUCUGGAUGUAGCGGACGGUGGUGUGUCUAUGAUCGCAAAACACACAUCAACCGAUACGAUCGUUGGAGUUUCAUUCAAUGUGCUACAGACCCCGAGUGGACCGGAAGAUGCCAACUACUUUGAGCAGUUCCGCGACAACAAAUGUACGACCGACAGUUCCCGGGCCCUAAUGCAAUACAUGAUCACGAUGGACGCAAAGGUGAACCUGUUUGAACGAUUCAAUGUGAGCUGUUUGCUGGAGAUCAUGUUUCUUGCCACCCUGCCGAGCUGCGAGGGCCACGGUGUUGGUACACGGCUCGUUCGCGAAUCGGUGCGGUUGGCGGAACAACUAAAAAGUGGCAAAGCCGUACCAACCAAGGUAUCUGGUGAAUCUUCCGGAGCAUUCAAUAAGCCACAGCUUGUUUCAGCUUUAUUUACAUCGCGAAUCUCGCAACGUGUCGGUGAAAAGGUUGGCUUCACGGUUAUCAAUCAGGUGCCCCAUUCGGAGUUUGUUUACAAGGGUAAAACAUUUAGCGAUCGGAUUGGUCCUGAGCAUCCAUUUUCUACGCUGGUUGUGAAGCACAUAUGAUAGAUUGUUCGUGCGGAAAGUGAAAGUGCGAAACGGAA
Anopheles maculipalpis is the source of this 785-nucleotide messenger RNA. RefSeq lists its product as uncharacterized. The coding region runs from base 1 to 747 and encodes 248 amino acids. The transcript is spliced from 3 exons. NCBI's taxonomy places the organism in Eukaryota, Metazoa, Arthropoda, Insecta, Diptera, Culicidae. The record is from RefSeq and is a predicted model, not a curated record. Gene Ontology annotation, molecular function: N-acetyltransferase activity.